GGUUAGACAGUGUUCAUAUUGUUGUGAGUACUACUGUAGUGAGUACUACUGUUGUGAGCACUACUGUUGCGAGUACUACUGUUGGAUAUGAGUAGCAUCACCAAGCACUCUAGGAUGGUGAUGCUGAUGGUGAUGGUGACGGUGACGCUGGGUGACGAGGUGCCUAUUGAUCCUCAGGCCACCUGUGAGGACGGAACACCUCUGUACUUAAGGAUGCCUCAUCAUCACACCGCUCAGGUGCCCCUCGACGCCAGCUUAGAGAUUAUCCUCGACCUUCCCUUCCCUAGACAUGACAAUGUGUGGUUCCAGCAGCGGUGGAGUGGUGGGGGUGAUGGAGGGGGACUGCAGGUGUCAGACAGAUCCACCUUUGCGCCAGGUGACCCGUACAGCUGGGACAGAACACCCCAGGAGUUCUUGGACGUCACACCAGACAUAAUAACAGAGGCGUUCAAGGAGGGCGUGCAAGCGAUGUCACUGAUAGAUGAGUUGGAGAUGAGGUUAUACAGCAACAACAUUACCGUGGACAAACUCGAUCCUUCGUGGAAGCAAGAUAAACUCUUUCAUUUCUCCAACGAACUAGUUAGAAAUCUCUCCCGGUUUGGUCACAUCGCUAGCCUCACUACCAUUAAGAUCAAGUCUAAAGUCAACAUGCUUGAGAACAAGACCAGUGUAGACAUGGUGAGGCUCGGCAGCCUGAAGGAGUGCGAGGAAGAACUGAAGCACCUCAAGCCCAGCAGCUGUGAUAUAGACGCCCCCUACAGAACCUCCGAUGGCACCUGUAACAACCUCAAGAACCCAACCUGGGGCGCCUCCUUCACCCCCUUCAGGAGGUUGUUGCCUGCAGUUUAUGGCGACGGAGUGUCGGCUAUGAAGCGAGCAGUGGACGGGGAGGAGUUACCUAACCCUCGGCACGUCAGUAACUCCAUCAACAUCAAUAAGAAUAACCAGUCUGCCUGCUUCUCCAUCCUACACAUGACCUUUGGCCAAUUCCUUGACCAUGACCUCACCGCCACACCCACCUCCAGAGGGGUGGGUGGUAGUCUGAUUCCGUGUUGUUUACCUUCGGUGCUCAGCAAACCGGAGUUAAAACAUCCAGAAUGCGCUCCCAUCUUCAUCCCUCCUGACGACGAGUUCUAUCCUGCUUACGGUAUAUCCUGCCUCAACUUAGUCCGCUCCAGCCCUGCGCACUCCUGUAGCUUUGGCCCCCGGGAGCAGCUGAACACAGCGACGGGUUACAUAGACGGUUCAGCUGUGUACGGCAGCACCAAGAAGUUGGCCAAGGAACUGAGAGUUGGCCGAGACGGUCUGCUGGAUACUCAGGUCACGAAGAAGGGUGAGGAGAUGUUACCUGCCUCCAAGAACCUCCACGAUGGUUGUAACGUUAAGGAAAACUUCGAUAAGAAAGAAUUUUGUUUCAAGUCAGGUGACUUCCGAGUGAACGAGCAGAUGAUGUUAAUGUUGAUGACUACACUGUGGGCGAGGCAACACAACAACCUGGCCAGGCAGCUGAAGGCUCUCAACCCUUCCUGGGACGACGAGAAGUUAUAUCAGGAGGCCAGACGGAUCAACGUGGCCAUGAUACAAAACGUUGCUUAUAAGGAGUUCAUUUGUGGUGUUUUAGGUCGACGACUGAUGGAAGGUCUCGGGCUGAUGCCGGGGACAGGAGGUCGCUACAGCACGGACUACGACCCAGCCAUUCCCCCGAGCAUAGCUAAUGAGUUUGCAGCUGCCGUCUACCGCUUCGGCCACAGCAUGAUAACUAGUUCCUUACUACGAGUGCUAGACAACGGGGAGAAAUCAGCAGCAGGGAUCAACAGCUUCAUUUUCUCACCGUUCGAGUCUUACAGACCUGGGGCCACUCUGGCGUUGAUGAAAGGCGGUAUGUUGGGCAGCGCUAGCGAAGUGGACCAUGUCUUCUCCAGGGAGAUUACAGGAAAGUUGUUUAAGAGAGGCAACGUGGGUCUGGACUUGGUAGCGAUUAACAUACAACGCGGACGUGAUCACGGGCUGGCUGGGUAUGUGACGGUGAGACAAGCUUGUGGUUUGCGUCUUGUCAAAACCUUCAAUGAUCUGGCUGAGGACAUGAACUCAGAUGCCCUGGAAAACUUGAAGAGGAUUUACAAGAACGUGAGAGAUAUUGACCUAUUCGUGGGGGGUCUGUCAGAGAACCCAUUGCCAGGCAGCCAAGUGGGGCCGACCUUCGCGUGUGUGCUAGUUGACCAGUUUGUAAGGCUGAAGAAAGGUGACAGGUACUGGUUCGAGAACAAGGAAGGACCGGGAGCUUUUACGAAAGAUCAACUCCGGGAGCUACAGCAGGUCAGUCUGGCUCGGGUGAUGUGUGACAACAUGCCGGACAUGAGUACAAUGCAGCGCUGGCCCUUGCUGAUGGAGGGAGCUUAUAACCCAGAACUACCCUGCUCUUCUAAAUGUAUCCCCAGCUUCAACAUCUCUCAUUGGAAAGCUUAAAAUAUCUCCAAGGUCAACUCUACAUCCGCCUUGACACACUGGAAAGCUUAAAAUAUCUCCAAGUUCAACUCUACAUCCGCCUUGACACAAUGGAAAGCUUAAAAUAUCUCCAAGUUCAACUCUACAUCCGCCUUGAAACAAUGGAAAGCUUAAAAUAUCUCCAAGUUCAACUCUACAUCCGCCUUGACACACUGGAAACCAUAUUACUUCUACAAGUUCAUAUUAAAGUUUAACCUUUUAUUCUGAAAAGUGAAAGUGUCUCCCAGUUUUGUUUUUGGGAAGGUCAGACAUGUGCUUAAACACAUCUCCACGAUAACGGUGACACAUCUCCACGAUAACGGUGACACAUCUCCACGAUAACGGUGACACAUCUCCACGAUAACGGUGAUACAUUUCCACGAUAACGGUGACACAUCUCCACGAUAACGGUGAUACAUUUCCACGAUAACGGUGACACAUCUCCACGAUAACGGUGACACAUCUCCACGCGUCAUCCCUCGUGUUGACACAGCAUAACAUUCCUAUUACGAGAAAGUUCACUAAUUUAUGUCUACUUUUAUACUUUCUCUCAAACUCUCUCUAUCUCUUUAAAUCCCCCUUCUCUUUUACUUUCUCUCAAUCUCUCUCU
Molecule: messenger RNA, 3094 nt
Organism: Homarus americanus (American lobster)
Lineage: Eukaryota; Metazoa; Arthropoda; Malacostraca; Decapoda; Nephropidae
Product: peroxidase-like
Exons: 15
Coding region: 88-2466 (792 amino acids)
Biological process (GO): response to oxidative stress
Molecular function (GO): peroxidase activity; heme binding
Source: RefSeq, a predicted model, not a curated record